Molecule: messenger RNA, 2489 nt
Organism: Nymphaea colorata (pocket water lily)
Lineage: Eukaryota; Viridiplantae; Streptophyta; Magnoliopsida; Nymphaeales; Nymphaeaceae
Product: arginyl-tRNA--protein transferase 1
Exons: 6
Coding region: 288-2057 (589 amino acids)
Biological process (GO): protein arginylation
Cellular component (GO): cytoplasm
Molecular function (GO): arginyl-tRNA--protein transferase activity
Source: RefSeq, a predicted model, not a curated record
GGGAGGAGUUGGGGGAGUGGGGAAGAAGGGGUUGGCUUCUCUCAGCUGCGGUUGCCGAAAUCCCCCCCCCAAUCAGUUCCAUCCUUUCGUCUUUCCCUUUUUUAACAUCUCCCUUCCUUUCGAUUACGUUGUUGAUUGAUGACUUGAUUGCCCGAACUCAAUCUUCUCAAUACACGAACUCGUCAUCUCGGCAGAAAGAAAAGAAACAAAGCAGACCGAGUAGAACUUGUUAUAUGGUUGGGUACGCGGCCGGAAGCGUGUGAGUUUCCGCUCCUCCUGUCGUGGCGAUGGACGGACGAUCGGACCACGGUGCCAGCAGCAGCAGGCGAGGCGCUGGAGAGAGCGUCAUCACGGACUAUGGGUUGUACAGGAGUUCCUGCGGUUAUUGCAGAUCAGGCGGCCGAACGAGCCUCUCUCACGGGUUAGGGGCCGACAGAAUCACAGUGGAUGACUAUCAAGAACUUCUUGAUCGUGGAUGGAGGAGAUCAGGCAUGUUCCUUUACAAACCUGACAUGGAAAGAACAUGCUGCAGAUUGUAUACCAUUCGUCUUAAAGCGGAUGAGUUUGUUGCUGCCAAGGAGCAAGCACGUGUAUCUAGACGAAUGCAAAGGUUCUUAGAUGGUAAUCUUUGCUUAAAGAAGGCAGAUUUGGCAAAUGGCCAGCAAGCUGCGCCUAAUGCUUUAUCCACUGACAGUAGCAAUCAAUCUCCAAAUAUUUGGGCUUCAGAAACGUUGAUGAAGGAAUCUUCUACUGAUACUUGUAGUAUUACACAUGAGUUGGAUCAGUAUGACAGGAACUUAUCUGUUAACAUUGAUAUAGCUGUUAGCACAUGCAUUAAGCAUAGUGUUUUACCUUCUACAGUUAACUUUCCCCAAGCUUCUGUCAAGAGGGUAGUUCCGCAGAUGAAGAAGAAGCUGCAUAAUAUUGCUAGAGAUUUGCUGUACACUUGCAGCAUUGCUUUUCAGAUAGCAGCAGCUAUAAGGCGGUCAUCAGUAGAAAAAGAAUUUACACCUGCUUAUGUAGCAGAGAAACUGGCUGAGGCAAUGGAUCUGCAAGGUGAAUUUUCUGACUUGUCAGUCAGAGCAUGUAAUGGCCAUCUAAACUUUUACUCAGAAAGAAAGCAAGCUAGUUCAGAUAAACUGUCUUGCACUGUGGUUACCUCUGUAAAAUCUCCUCAAGGUAAUGCAGCCAAUGCCAAGCGAAAAUGCCUUCUUGAUGACAAGAGCCCAUCUCAAGUUAAAAAGAAAAAACUUGAGAUUCGUAUGAGCAGAUCAAGUUUCGAUCCUGAGGAAUUUGCUCUGUAUCAAAGGUACCAAAUUAAGGUGCACAAUGAUAAGCCUGAUCAUUUGGACGAAAGCUUAUAUAGAAGAUUUUUGGUGGAAUCCCCUCUUAUUUUUGUUCCACCUGCUGGUGACGGCACAGUCCCGUCUUGUGGUUUUGGUUCUUUCCAUCAACAGUAUUUGAUCGACGGGAAGCUUGUUGCAGUUGGUGUGGUUGAUGUUCUUCCUAGAUGUCUGUCUAGCAAAUAUUUAUUCUGGGACCCAGAUUUUGCCUUUUUGUCACUCGGUAAGUACUCAGCUCUGCAGGAAAUUAAUUGGGUCAAGGAGACAGGAAUUCUGUGUCCCAGCAUUCAGUAUUAUUAUCUUGGAUAUUACAUCCAUGAAUGCGGCAAAAUGAGAUAUAAGGCAUCUUAUUCACCUUCAGAGCUUCUAUGUCCUCUUCGUUAUCAGUGGGUGCCAUUCCAUAUAGCAAAGCCUUUGCUGGAUAAAAAACCAUAUGUGGUCUUGUCAGAUUUCAUCGGCUUGGAAAAGGAGAGUGACUUGCCCUGCCAAACCGAGGCGCACUCUGCAUCACAACCUUCUUUAAUCUCUGAGGAAGAAGAAGACGAAGUUCUUUCUGAUGGUGACGAACAAUUGAUGGUUGAGUUUGAUUGCUCUGAUUCAGGUGCUGAUGAUAACACAAGUAGUGAGUUGCUCAAUGAAGUGGAACAUGGGGAUGUCAACAAUAUAAAAAUAAGAAUGAGUAACAAAACCCUUCUAUUUAAGUCAAGAAGCUAACUUCUUUUCUUUACUUGAAGGAUCUGGUUCAAGCUUUUGGCCCAAGCAAGGGCAUCGACUCAUUGAAAAUGCAGCUUCAUAGAUAUAUGACUGUCGUUGGUUCUGCAUUGUCUAAACGAAUGAUUUAUUUGCUUGAUUGACGUUCUCUGCCGUAGGAUCUUUCUCACAGUGAAUUUUCCCGAAUAGCUGUUGGUUGAAGCGGACUGCUACAAGAUGCCCUCCAAAUUGUCUAUGUAAUUGGAGACUGUUCUGUGAUGCUAGCUGCAGAUGAGGUACCGCGUGCAUUCCUAUUAAUUGCUUGUGUUCUAAAUUUCGUAAAAGACCUAGGAGUUGGGAUUUGGAGGGUGGUUCACAAAAUGUUUCUAUGAUUUUUACAGUGUACGUCACAGAGUUACAUUGACAGUCUUAUUCUACAGUGUGAUCUGUUCUCAA